CAGAUGUCGGGAGAUUUAUUUUGUCAAAACAAAAAAUAAAUCGCAUCAUUAAGGGUCAUACGCAAGAGGAAAGAAGUGGGCACCGUGUAGAGUAGACGCCGCCUCCGGAGUCUCGUCCAUCUCUCCCAAACCAGUCCUGUCUGUUGGUGUGAUGGCUUUGUUAUUGGUGCUUCUGCUCUCUGUGAUACUCCUCUUCAUCCAAAGUCCUGCUCAAGCAACCACUUCCUGCCCUGUCAGCUGUCGAUGCUACAGCCUCACUGUGGAGUGUGGCUCCACUGGCCUCAAAAACAUCCCCAAACAUGUUCCUCCAUCAACACAGACUGUCUUCCUUCAGGAUAAUGUGAUUGGUCAGAUCCGUCGACAGGAUCUCACUCUGCUGAGACACCUGCACUAUCUGUACCUGCAGAACAACACCAUCUCAGCAGUGGAGCCCGGCUCUUUCCAGAACCAGGGUCAGCUGUUGGAGCUGGCUCUAAACGGGAAUCGGAUCCAUCUGGUGACAGCUGACAUGUUUCAGGGACUUGAACAUCUUCGCAUUCUUUACCUCGCAGGAAAUGACAUAACACGCCUCCUUGACUACACCUUCCGUGGCUUACAGCGUCUGCAGGAGCUCCAUUUGCAGCACAACAGUAUAGAGAUGUUGGCAGACCAGGCUCUGGUUGGUUUGAGCUCUCUGGCUCUACUGGACCUAAGCAGAAAUAAUCUUCACACUAUUGGCCCUGCAACUCUACGACCACUGGUCAGCCUGCAGGUGCUGCGGAUUACAGACAACCCCUGGCGCUGUGAUUGUGCUCUCCACUGGCUGAGGACCUGGAUUGAUGAGGAGGGCCAGAGGCUGCUCAGCUCUGCAGAACGUCGGUUGGUCUGCACCGAACCACCACGCCUUUCCCACCUCAGCCUGGUGGAGGUCCCCCUCAACAGUCUGGUUUGUAUCCCUCCACUAGUGCAGCUGGAGCCCAGAAGGUUAGCCGUGCGUCUGGGAGAGAGUCUCAGGGUGUCCUGCCAUGCAUCUGGAUACCCUCGGCCACAGGUGACCUGGAAGAAGGCGUCCCAGGGUAAAGUGGUGCUUUCUCCCAGAGGCCUGGUACAGGAGCUGGGUGCUGGAGGAUCUGGAGGAGGCAGAGCAGAGGAGCCUUCAGAGGAAAGCAGAGUCAGUCUUCAGAAGACAGAGGGUGAACGCUUUGACCCUGACACUGGCAGCGGGAUGCUGUUUCUCAGUAAUGUGACUGUGGCUCAUGCAGGUUUUUAUGAAUGUGAAGCCUGGAAUGCAGGGGGCGUGGCCAGAGUGACCUUUCAGCUAGCCAUCAACUCAUCUACUUCCUCUUCAUCUUCCUCUUCAAUCUGGGCGUCAUGGUCGCAGGUGUCCUCAGCAUACUCCCCCGCCUGGCCGCGGUUAAGGAGCCACGGCCAUGCUAUGGGCUCAGAUGUGAGCCGGGAGCCACUGUACGCUCUUGGCAGCAUGGCCUUCAGUGCACUGGGAGCUGCAACUCAGACUGCCAUUGCUGUUGGCAUCUCUCUGCUGGCUCUCACUGCUCUGCUACUGGUUGCUAUGAUCUACAGUCGACAUCAUCAACGAGACAAGGAAGCUGAUGGAGCUGAGAAAGAGGAGAGCAUCCUGUAUGUGAAUGACUACUCUGAUGGCCCCACCACCUUCGCCCAGCUGGAGGAGUACCGUGAUGAACGUGGCCAUGAGAUGUACGUUCUUAACAGAGCCAAGCCGGUGUUGCCACCUGCUCCUCCCACAGCUGUGUCCACCACUAACCUGGGCUGUCCCGCUCCAUCUGACACCUCGAGCCACACUCUCUCCUCGGGGGCAGGCCAGACCAUGAGCCCCUCUCUGACCGCAAACAAGCAGCAGCAGCAGGAGGGGGACAUACGGACCAUGAGGAGAAUAGCUGGGGAGGGAGGGGAGGCAGAGCCUGUGAUCACUUCAGAAGCUGAGGGGAUGUUUCUCAAUCACACAGGUCUGUUCAUGGACUCUCAAAUUGCUUAUGAAAUCCACUGCUGAAAAGGGGAGACAAUUCCCCUCAGCACACUGGAAUUUGUGUGUUAGAGACGGUACUUUACUGCAAAGCCUGUCACAUCUUAUCAGAGGAAAGUCAGGGUGCCACUACUGGAAUCUACCAGGAACUGAAGGAAACUCCAAUCCCUGCUGGUGGUGUAAUGAGUCUUUAUGAGAAGCUUCUCUUAACUUGCAGAGCAAGCACUGUGGUUUGUAAAAUCAACAGCUGAACUUUUAAUGACAUACUGUGACCUGAUACCAAAUGUCAGUCGUGAGUUGGCUGGUGCAUAGAUUGGCCAUCUAGUGCCAAUACCCUCCAAUUAUAGUUGGACUCACUGAGCUGCACAUAGCUAAACUUCUUUCUUCAUGAACAUCUGGAUCAGCAUUUACCAGAACUAUUUUACAUCUACAGUCCUUCCACUAUCCUUACAGGACAAGAGUUAACAUCUCUAGACAAGACUCAGACAAAGAUCGAUUGCAAGUGCUUAUUGAUUAUCUUCAAGAUCAUGGGCAUGAGAGAACCUCUGUUAUUUAUGUAUUGACAUCUUUUGUUUGAUCUCAGUCUCUGAAGGCUUUAAGGUUCUUCAGUGGAGCAGCAACAGCAUACUUUCUUUAACUAUUUGUUUCUAUGUGUAAGCAUGAUUAUCAUUGCAGAGAAUUGAUUUUUACACUGAUUUUUUAUUCCUACUUGGACUCUCAACAACUGUCUAGCUGAUAGAUUUGAUCAGCAUACUGUCUGGGUUAAGAACAACACACAUUGUGUCUCUGUGGUGUUAGCAACCUUCCCUGAGCCUGCCGUUUUUAACUGUAGAUCACUUCAUAAAGCAAGAUGGCACAUGUAGGUCAUUGAAUCUAAACUUGGCACAAAAAGUAAGGAAACAAUGCUUUUUGGCAAUAAAUCUUAUACUGUUGGAGAGCCUGUUUGUUCCCCUUUGCAUCUGCAGGAUGAGCAGCAGGGCUGAGUAUGUGGGUUGUGCCCAUGAAAGAUGUGGCAAAUCUUCUCUGCCAGUGUCAAACAGCUUAUUCUGCUGUCUGUAAUGACUUUUGUUUUGACCUUCUGGUGUUGACAGUCAGGCACCUGUGAGCAUGGGUUUUGCUACAGUGAUCAAUAGGGGUCUGCUCCAAGAAUUGGCAUGCCAUGAUUGACUUACUGUAUGUGGAUAGGACCAGUGUGACAGGGUAACUUCAAGCUGGUGGUCUGCAAAAUCAAAUCAUAGCAUUAUUUGGAGUGAGCCCUAGUACCAUCUCCAGACUGUAGGCCAAGUUCCAGAUAUCAGGGGAUGUUAGAGACAGGCUGCAAAUUGGGCUUCUCAAGAAGGUGACACCCCAAGAGACUUGUUUCCUCACCCUGUCAGCACUUAGGAACUGUAGCCUGUCUUCUACAGAUGUGCAGGAUGAUUAUGGCCGACGGCUCUCUGCCCAGACAAUCCAGAACAGACUGCACGCAGCCAGUCUCCGGUCUCAUAGGGCUGCCAGAUUCUGACUACAGCAGUUGGAUCAUAGGGUCAAAGUGUGUAGAGGACACACAGAACGCUAUACUGAUUGCCACAACGAUAGAGUAACAUCUUUUAG
Cheilinus undulatus (humphead wrasse) is the source of this 3574-nucleotide messenger RNA. Its product is annotated as leucine-rich repeat-containing protein 24-like. The transcript is spliced from 8 exons. Bases 152 to 2008 code for a protein of 618 amino acids. The record is from RefSeq and is a predicted model, not a curated record. Gene Ontology annotation, molecular function: protein binding. Lineage: Eukaryota; Metazoa; Chordata; Actinopteri; Labriformes; Labridae.